AUGGCCGGCCGGGGUUGCAGCUGUGGUCCCGGCCACUUGAAUGAGGACAACGCGCGCUUCCUGCUGCUCGCCGCGCUCAUCCUGCUCUACCUCUUGGGGGGCGCCGCCGUCUUCUCCGCGCUGGAGCUGGCGCACGAGCGUCAAGCCAAGCAGCGCUGGGAAGAGCGCCUGGCCAACUUCAGCCGCGGCCACAACCUCAGCCGCGAAGAGCUGCGCGGCUUCCUCCGCCACUACGAGGAAGCCACCAGGGCCGGCAUCCGCAUGGACAACGUCCGUCCGCGCUGGGACUUCACCGGCGCCUUCUACUUCGUGGGCACCGUUGUGUCCACCAUAGGGUUUGGGAUGACCACUCCAGCGACCGUAGGAGGAAAGAUCUUUCUGAUCUUCUACGGCCUCAUCGGCUGCGCCAGCACCAUCUUGUUCUUCAACCUCUUCCUGGAGCGGCUGAUCACGGUCAUCGCCUACAUCAUGCGGUCGUGCCACCAGCGGCAGCUGCGCAGGCGCGGGGCGCUGCCCGCGGGCAGCCUCAAGGCGACGGGCAGGGGCGCGGACAGCCUGGCCGGCUGGAAGCCCUCGGUGUACUACGUGAUGCUCAUCCUGUGCUCGGCCUCGGUGCUCGUGUCCUGCGGGGCGUCGGCCGUGUACGCGCCCAUGGAGGGCUGGAGCUACUUCGACUCGCUCUACUUCUGCUUCGUGGCCUUCAGCACCAUCGGCUUCGGGGACCUGGUCAGCAGCCAGGGCGCCCAGUACGAGAGCCAGGGCCUCUACCGCCUGGCCAACUUCGUCUUCAUCCUCACGGGCGUGUGCUGCAUCUACUCGCUCUUCAACGUCAUCUCCAUCCUCAUCAAGCAGACGGUGAACUGGAUCCUCAGGAAGGUGGACGGCCGCUGCGUCCAGCCGUGCCACCGCAGACUGGCGCGGUCGCGCAGGAACGCGGUCACGCCGGGCAACGUCCGCCACCCCCUGGGCGACAUCUCCACCGAGACGGACGGCGGCGUGGCGGACAGCGACACGGACGGGCGGCGGCUCUCGGGGGAGAUGAUCUCCAUGAAGGACUCCAGCAAGGUGUCGCUGGCCAUCCUUCAGAAGCAGCUGUCCGAGAUGGCCAACGGCGGCCCGCACCAGGCCGGCACGCCGUCCCAGGAGGACGAGUUCUCGGGCGGGGUGGGCGCCUUCGCCAUCAUGAACAACAGGUUGGCAGAGACCAGCGGGGACAGGUAGAGGACAGGGCGCUGCCGGGCGCGAGGCCUGGCGGGGACUGGAGCAGGAGACGCUGGCCCUCCACGGCCACCCCGGGCCCCUUCCCAUCCGGUCCCCCAGGCCCACCUUUGGAAAUCUGACCUUGGCCCCAACAAGAACCACCGUCCAGGGCUGGGGGGACUGGAAGUCCCAUGCCUGACUCCUUACCUUUACCCAUCCUGUUUAAAUCCAAUCUUUUCUAAAUGAAUCACAGAAGCAACAGAAGACACUGUAUUGUCACUUAUCUUUCUCCCAAGUUUUAACUGCCCAAGGGAAAUAGGUUGACUAUGAGCCUGAUUCUCCCUGCAAACCCCCCCCCCCCCCCCCACUGUUUCAUUUAGAAAUGAAAACCUGCAAGACUCUAGUUCUUUCCCUAGAACACUGAAAGGAGACAUUCUCUGCCUCACCUAGCCCCUUCAAGAAAAGGGAAAGGAAUGUUCCAGAACGUUCCAGGGCUAUGGUGGUUUGGUUUGGUUUUUUGUUUUGGAGGGAUUGGGGGCGGGGCAUCCUUCCAAGCAGAUUUAUCAAUGGUUCCAUGAAUAGGGAGAAUAACUAGUCUACUCUUUCUGCACGCUUCUUAGGGUUUUUUGUUUUUCCAUUUUGUUUUCCUUUUCUGUUUAAGACUAGAAUGUUUGGCUAAGGUGUCUUGGAGACCUCAGUGUGAUAAGAAAACUGAAUUUGGUUUCAGGUGUUUAAACUGCCUCAAGAUGGAGGGGGACAGGAGAGAAAGUCACUUUUGUAACUGAAGAACACACUUUAACCUUUUCUCUUUGAAUGGUCACUUAGAUCAUUUCAUUUUUACCAGGGCUUGGGGCCCACUGCAGAGAU
Messenger RNA from Marmota flaviventris (yellow-bellied marmot), 2067 nucleotides. RefSeq names its product potassium two pore domain channel subfamily K member 13 (gene Kcnk13). Gene Ontology annotation, molecular function: potassium ion leak channel activity; outward rectifier potassium channel activity. Gene Ontology annotation, cellular component: plasma membrane. The record is from RefSeq and is a predicted model, not a curated record. Lineage: Eukaryota; Metazoa; Chordata; Mammalia; Rodentia; Sciuridae. Gene Ontology annotation, biological process: potassium ion transmembrane transport; stabilization of membrane potential.